Molecule: messenger RNA, 645 nt
Organism: Torulaspora globosa
Lineage: Eukaryota; Fungi; Ascomycota; Saccharomycetes; Saccharomycetales; Saccharomycetaceae
Gene: IWR1
Product: Iwr1p
Exons: 1
Coding region: 1-645 (214 amino acids)
Biological process (GO): protein import into nucleus
Cellular component (GO): cytoplasm
Source: RefSeq, a predicted model, not a curated record
AUGAUUGAGGAGCAUCUGAGAUUGAGCGGCACAUCGAUUGAAAUCGGGCUGGGCAGAAAGAGAAAACCAAGCAGAAAGCAUUUUACGGGCACAGCUGCCGAAGUGCUGACCAUCCCGAGUACCGAUUACGUGUAUGAUAUCUAUCACCUCGAGAGCGUGCCGGAUAAAGAAUUCGACGCCUAUAAAGAAGCCAGUGACGUCGGAUUCGUCAAGAUUGUCUACGCGGAUAUGGAUUUAGUCCCUGAAGAAGACGACGACUUGGCCGAGAAGCCCUUAUCGGAUGAUGAGGACUCCAAUGAGGAAAAUUACUAUCGAAACGACUAUCCCGAGGACGAGGACGACGAUCGAUCUAUCCUCUUCGGUAGUGAGGGCGAAGAGAUAGCAAUUGCAGAAAAAUUAGCGGGGAACCAAACUGAACCCUAUGAUGAUCUGUUCGCCCGUCUUGGUGAUAGCAACAACAUAUUAUCGUCCCUUAAUGCGAUGAAUUUCGUAGACCUCGAUGCCGAUGAAGGUGAGACUGACAGCGACGACAAGGUUGGUGAUCCAGAGAUGUUUCAGAAUGACCAAGACUCCGAUGAGGACGCCAUGAUAGCGUAUCGCGACCGAAUAUUUGGUAAAUUACAGAGGAUGAUCGAUGAAAGAUGA